Messenger RNA from Lactuca saligna, 1807 nucleotides. NCBI's taxonomy places the organism in Eukaryota, Viridiplantae, Streptophyta, Magnoliopsida, Asterales, Asteraceae. The record is from the annotation of a GenBank genome assembly.
UAAAUAAAAACAAUUUCUUUUUCUAUUUUGUAUUUAAUGAUCGAAAAAAGAAAGAAAUAAAUGCAACUGAUUUGUCUCAUCCAAACCUCCAUUCGAUGAUAUAUUGCAAAGAAGCAUCCACGGAUUAUUAAACCAAUCAAAAUCCCAUCGCCCUCGUACUCUCUCUGCAAUUCAUUAUUCACUUUCCAAAAUGCCCUAAUUUCCACCAUUAAAACGAUGAAGAUGAAGACCCUAAGGGAUUAACAAAUCCUCAAUCUAUCCCUUCUUCACUUCUCUUCUUGUUCGAAAUCAGGGUUUUAGGGAUAGAAAGAUAAAAAGAAAAAAAAAGGGUUUUUGUUUUUGAUUGCUUCUGUAACUAUUUCUCUGACGAUCAUUGGAUGCACGUGGGGUACGCGAAGCAGAAAUUUCUUUCGUUUUCUCAUUGCAUACAUUUAUUUGUUUUUCUUUUUAUAAAUUAAUUAUUUCUUCAAGGGGUUGGCCCCAAUGACUCCAUGUUACGACAUCUUGAUUGUAUUUUAUUCAAGUUUUAUACAAAUCAGUAAAAAUGUAAGCAAAGCAUCAAGAUCAGAGUCAAUAGUUUGUAUCUAUCGUCACUGUGUGUUUGUGUGUGUAAUAAGUGUGAGUUUUUUUUAUAUAUAUUCAUACCCAACUUCCACUUUAAUCAUCUUCUUCCUUCUUUUGCCACGCAUCCCCCCUUUCUUUUUCUUAUUUGUAAGCCCCCCCUUUCUCUCUCUCUCUCAUAAAUUAUGAUCCUAGAUUUUUCAUUGCAGCUUCAAGAAUGUAUGAUGUCGAGGAUAAUUUUGUUUAAUUUCUUUUGUCUUUGUAUACCUAAUUGUGAUCUGGAUUUUUCUAGAAUGCAGUAAAAUUAAAUUGAAAUAUGGAAUCGAAAAAAGACAGGGGUGAAGUGAGGAUUCAUGAAAAUUUGGAUGAACUUAGCACAGAUUUGGCUGAUUACGUGGCAGAAUUAUCAGAGGCAUCUGUGAAAGAACGUGGCGUUUUCGCCAUUGCUUUGUCUGGAGGUUCUCUCAUUAGCUUAAUGAGGAAUCUAUGUGGAGCUCCUUAUAACAAAACCGUAGAUUGGUCCAAAUGGUAUAUAUUUUGGGCAGAUGAACGUGUGGUUGCCAAAAAUCAUGUCGAUAGUAACUAUAAACUUGCAAAAGAUCAUCUUUUGUCUAAGUUACCUAUUGUUCCGAGCCAUGUACAUUCCAUCAAUGAUUCCCUCACAGCGGAAGAAGCUGCAACCGAAUACGAGUUUGUGAUCAGACAACUUGUGAGGACACGUGUCAUCAACGUGUCUGACGUCAGCGACUGCCCGAAGUUUGACCUAAUCCUACUUGGCAUGGGCCCGGAUGGACAUGUGGCGUCUUUGUUCCCUAACCAUUCGGUUCUUGAAGAAAAAAACGAGUGGGUGACAUUCAUCACCACUUCGCCUAAACCUCCGCCCGAAAGAAUCACCUUCACCCUGCCCGUUAUCAACUCUGCUGCCAAUGUGGUGGUGGUGGUGACAGGUGGCGGAAAGGCAGAAGCUGCCAGGCUGGCGAUAGAUGAUGUGGGACCCGAGUGUGAGGUGUUGCCAGCUAGGAUGAUUGAACCGGUUGUUGGGAAGUUGGUUUGGUUUUUGGAUAGCCAAGCUGCUUCAAAGCUGAAGAGCUUUUCUUAAUUUUCUAAGUAGAGAGGGUUAUGCUCUUAAUGUUAGUGGAGGGAUUCAUACCUGUUUUUGGAUAGUUUUUCAUUGUUUUUUGGGUACCCAUGUGGCAAAAACGUGAUUUACCCUUUUUUGGGUUUUUUUUUUUUUUUUUUUUCAUUU